This is a messenger RNA of Gongylonema pulchrum, 363 nucleotides long. NCBI's taxonomy places the organism in Eukaryota, Metazoa, Nematoda, Chromadorea, Rhabditida, Gongylonematidae. The record is from the annotation of a GenBank genome assembly.
AUGCUUGCUGUAAGUGAUGAUGAAAGUGAUGAUUCGAGAAAUGUCAGGAACGGUAAUGGUGGAAGGAAAGUUUUGAAAUUGGACGACGUUGUUGCAGACGAAAUCUCAAGCUCCGAUGACGAAGGACAAAGGCGAUCACCGGUUAAAAAGCCAAAAAUUCUGAUUACUGAAGAAAUUUCGGAUGAUUCUGGCACAGAACGAAAUGAAUCGGGCUCGCUUGUUGAAGAGGAUGGUGAACUUAGUCUGGUUUCGGAAGAUGAUGUUGUUCAGUGUGACCAAAUCUCAGAAGACGAAGGUGACAACAACGAUGACGAUGAUGGCGAUGAUGACCAUGGUAAUGAAUUUACUAAAUCUCGUAAAUAG